UUACCCAUCACUUUCCAUAAACCAGUGAUCACAGUGACCUUCACUAAGAUUAGAAACUGGAGCCAAGAACACCACGGAACAAAGUACCGGCUGAACCAAAUACUAGAACACCACAGAGCAAAGUACCGGCUGAACCAAAUACCACAAGCAUUUCUGUCAAAUUGCAAAUAAACAUGAAUUCUAGACAUUUCUCUUCAAACAGAACCAAUAAACAUAUGCAGUGUUUUUAAAGUUUACAUACACACACCCCCUCCCAAACUCCCACCUAACCCCUCUUCUUCUGUUAGUGACAUUUAGACUGGGACUGAAUUACCAUAUAUGGAUCCAACUAUGUUCAUAAAUGUGUGGUCAUGGAAACCAUCCUGUGCAUCAGCUGUUCUCCUCUGUUUCAUAUGGAAGCAGAAGAGAUGGAUGGUGAUGCCACAGGACCCCAGUCUGAACCCAGGUCUGGAUCUGGGUCUAGACACGGGUCUGGAUACAGGUCUGGAUCUGGGUCUAGACAUGGGUCUGGUUACAGGUCUGGAUACAGGUCUGGAUCCCAGUCAUGACAUGGGUCUGGAUCCGAGUCUGGACACAGGUAUGGAUCUGGGUCUGGACAGUGGUCUGGACAGAGGUCUGGAUCUGGGUCUGGACAGUGGUCUGGACACAGGUCUGGAUCCCAGUCCUGACACAGGUUUGGAUCCGGGUCACGACACAGGUCUGGAUCCCAGUCCUGACACGGGUUUGAAUUCCGGUCUGGACAUAAGUCUAGACACGGCUCUGGAUCCCAGUCCUGACACGGGUUUGGAUCCCGAUCCUGACAUGGGUCUGGAUCCAGGUCUGGAUCCCAGUCCUGACACGGGUUUGGAUCCUGAUCCUGACAUGGGUCUGGAUCCAGGUCUGGAUCCCAGUCCCAACAUGGGUCUGGACACGGGUCUGGACAGGGGUCUAAACAUGGGUUUGGAUCUGGGUUUGGACAGGGAUCUAGACCUGGGUCUGGAUCUGGGUUUGGACCCGGGUCUGGUUUGUGGACCUGCAGGGGUGAGCCCAUGUGCAUGUGUGUGUUUGUCCACGGGCUGUGACAUAUUCUGCUGUAAAUAGUGAAAGUUUGAAAUCUACUGUAUAUCAGAGUAUUGCAAUCAUGAGUAUUUAUUGAUCUAUUUAUUGAUUAUUUAUUCAAUGCAUUGGUGCAGCAUUGGAGAAGUUCAGGUUUCAGUAGUGUCUGUUGUUGACUGUUUGGAGUCAUGUGAGUGUGAUUGAAUUUCUGAUUGGUUGUUAAUGAACUCAGUAACCAUUGGUGGCUUUAUUUCCUUGUUUAGAUUUUUGGACAUUCUCAUUUGUUGUGUUGUUGAGAAUUGUUUCUCUGUAUUUCCUGUCAUCAGACAAGAAACAUAAAUGUGUAACAGUAAGAUGUUCCAGAGUCGACUGAAUUAAAAACCUGCAUUUGACUGGA
Messenger RNA from Sphaeramia orbicularis (orbiculate cardinalfish), 1432 nucleotides. RefSeq names its product clumping factor A-like. The record is from RefSeq and is a predicted model, not a curated record. Bases 319 to 1080 code for a protein of 253 amino acids. NCBI's taxonomy places the organism in Eukaryota, Metazoa, Chordata, Actinopteri, Kurtiformes, Apogonidae. The transcript has 2 exons.